UUUUUCCGACUCCGAUGGGACAUCAUUCGAAUAGUAGGACUUGUCCUUAACGGUGUCGAAAAGUUUGCAACAGGAUUCGCUGGGGCUGUUCUAUUGAGAAGAUCUACGAGAAGUCAGGAUGAACAAAUUUGUGGUCUUUGCUAGCGUGUUCGGAGUGCUGGUGGCAGUUAGUGCGGUUUUGGGGGCACCAGCUCCCCAGGUUGAUGCCGGCCCAAGAUCUUCGGCGCAAGAUGUGCAAACCGUGCGAUACUACAGUGAAAACAAUGGGCUCGAUGGUUACAAGUUCACAUAUGAACUGAGUGACGGUCAAAUCCGCUCCGAAGUGGGCACGUACAAGGACUCGAAGGAUGCCGAUGGUAACGACGUCAAGGUGCUGUUCGUCCAGGGAUCCUACUCGUUCGUUGGUCCCGAUGGUCAGACCUACUGGGUGAACUACACCGCCGACGAGAACGGAUACCACCCGAAGGUGGGAACUGGCCCAACCGGAGGUAUCCAAGCGGGACAAGAUGCCCCCAUCAACGGUGCGUAAUCCGGAGGGGAGCGAGCCUAAUUGUCGACGCCACAGUCUAGCCUUAGUUGAUUCUAAGUCAAUGCCUACAUACUCCGCUGAGCCACAACAAAUGAGAUAUAGAAUGCGAGAUUUUCCUAUUCGGAUAGGUUAGUUUCAGACACCGUAGGAUCUAGUGUAAAUAUAAUAUGUUCUAGUGUAUACGCGCAACGAGUGUGUUUUCUCUCGUAGCAAUAAAUAAACUGAUGAUCGAGAUGAAGAUGGAGAAAGAAGUCGAAUGAAA
Molecule: messenger RNA, 791 nt
Organism: Aedes aegypti (yellow fever mosquito)
Lineage: Eukaryota; Metazoa; Arthropoda; Insecta; Diptera; Culicidae
Product: endocuticle structural glycoprotein SgAbd-5
Exons: 2
Coding region: 119-529 (136 amino acids)
Cellular component (GO): chitin-based extracellular matrix
Molecular function (GO): structural constituent of chitin-based larval cuticle
Source: RefSeq, a predicted model, not a curated record